AUGUUGCACGAAAAGAUCCAGCAUGCGGCACUUGUCGCAAGAAGUGCCGCCAAUGCGACCGUACACGCACCCGUCUGUCGUAGGUGUCAAGUGAAGCGCCUCAAAUGCGAAGGCUACCCACCACGAUACGUCAAUCUGGAGGAGCCGUCUAUUCAUAAGCGUCCGCGCACUGAGAACACCAGCCUUUAUCAACAUGGGAUUUUCAUGCUUCUAGCCUCGGAAGCCUCUUCAAACACGCCCAACAAUAGCAUCGUGAUAUCACAGCCACCUUCGUCAGUGGAGGUGAGACCUCGGAAGUCGAGCUCACGUUCCUCGAAGCCGUCGUCACGCAGGAGGACACGGACUCGAGGUCAACAACCAGUCACGAACACGCGCGCCACCUCGGCGUUCAUGCAGGAAGACUGGCGAAAGAUUCAUAAAAUUCUUGAGUCGGCAGAGAAUCAGAGAUUGGUUCUCUACUUUAGAACAACAGUUUGCGCCGCCCUCGGUAUCGAAACCAGCGGAACUCCGAACCCAUAUCGAGCAUACGUUCUGCCUCUCGCACACCAAGACCUGGGGAACCUGCAUGCUGUUCUAGCACUCGCUUCGUGUCAUCAGCACCCCUCAGAAGCACAGCCCUCAACGAACAAGAUAAGCGUCGCAGCGAUGAUCGAGCACCAGCUCGCUGGGAUGCAAUCACUCAGUGCACUGCUGAUCAGAGAAGAAUUGUAUGGACUCGGUGCGGAAGAACUCGAUAUUCUUCUCGGGACGGUACUUCCUCUUUGUGCUUUGCGAUGUGAGUCUAGUAUCCUGUAUGUCGAUAACGAGCUUCUGACAGUGUCAAGGUCUGCGAGUCGGGCAUCUCCUCGCACGGCCUUCUUGAUCACCACCUUAGCUUGGCUGAACCUGCUGCGUGGCUUUAGCGGAGCCGAGAAGUUAGCCUACGACGAGGACGUGCACCGCUGUGUCCUCCAGUUCGACCACUUCAACCUGGAAAGCAUGUUCGGAUGCCCCGUGGACCUAUUCUACCGCAUCAGCAGAAUCCUCAGCUCAGCGAAGCAUUACCUAGCCGGAGCCUUAUCAUUCUACAACUUCGAACAAACCCUCGCCGAAGCGGAACGCUUCUUCCGAACCUGGGUCGCAAAAGACAGUAUAGAAACCGAUCCAGCCCCAAGCCCAAGCACCAGCCUCUUCCCACCCUCCACCCUGACUGACGAAUGGAAAGCGCUGGCCGAGGCGUAUCGGCACGCGUGUAUAAUCCGUGUGCUACGGUUUCCGGAUACGCGUCUGAUUCCGUGCGAGGACCCGACUAUUGAAGCCUCGGUGGUGGGGAUUCUCGAUGCGGCUGCGAGCAUUGCCACAGAGUCACCCUUGGUUCAAGCGGUUGCUGUUCCCGCUCUUCAUUGCAGGCGCCGAAACGUCCGUGCCGCAUCGGCAGCGGUGUGGGAGGAGAUAGCGCAACAGGUGGAUGAAUCUAAGAAUGUGCCGUGGAUGGAAUAUACAUGCUCGAUAGGUCUGGUACGGCAGCAUGAUUAUCUGUUCUUUUAG
Molecule: messenger RNA, 1527 nt
Organism: Aspergillus homomorphus CBS 101889
Lineage: Eukaryota; Fungi; Ascomycota; Eurotiomycetes; Eurotiales; Aspergillaceae
Exons: 7
Coding region: 1-1527 (508 amino acids)
Biological process (GO): positive regulation of transcription by RNA polymerase II
Cellular component (GO): nucleus
Molecular function (GO): DNA-binding transcription factor activity; transcription cis-regulatory region binding
Source: RefSeq, a predicted model, not a curated record